Molecule: messenger RNA, 4539 nt
Organism: Passer domesticus (house sparrow)
Lineage: Eukaryota; Metazoa; Chordata; Aves; Passeriformes; Passeridae
Gene: SLITRK2
Product: SLIT and NTRK like family member 2
Exons: 2
Coding region: 446-3253 (935 amino acids)
Biological process (GO): regulation of presynapse assembly; positive regulation of synapse assembly; axonogenesis
Cellular component (GO): membrane; glutamatergic synapse
Molecular function (GO): protein binding
Source: RefSeq, a predicted model, not a curated record
AAGAGCAGCCAUCCUUUCCCAUCACACAGAUCUGUGCCCAGGGCAUGGAGCUUAAGCAAAGUCACAAUAACCCAGAUGCAACAUCUUGCUCUUUUUAAAGGCAGCCAAACGCUACACCACAACAUUUCAAUGGGGCAGUGGGACAAAUCCAGCCAGUGGGAAUGAUGGUGUUAGAUGUGGUUAAAUCUGGCUGCUCAGUAGUCGGGGGAGCGUUCCAGAGAGUGCAGGGAUUCAGGCUUGGGACUGCCGCUGCCUGGCAGCCGGUUUGGUGGAAGGUGUUGAACUUCCCUGAACGUGUAGAACACCGGUGUGCUGGGCAGAGCUCGGCACGGCAGUUUGGGAAGGGGGCUGGCUGCUCCAGCCGGAGCGGGGGAUCGGUGCUGAUGCCAGAUCAGGAUUUGCAGCACCGCUGCUCGGAGAGCCAGAUUGUGCAUAUGUGUGUGUGAUGUGUGAUGUGUGCGUCUGUGCGGCGUGUGCGGAGGAUGUGUGCGGGCUGUGCGUGUGUCUCUGUGCGGUGUGCGUGUGUGUGCGGUGCGUGCGCGCCUGCCGGCUGGCUUCUGCCAAAGGAGCUGCUUCACUUGCUCUCUGUUUUGAGGGCGCGGAUUCGGGGACUCGGGGCCAAAAAUUCUCCGGACCCAGGUUUGACUGUAGGUACCAAAGCGGGGAUCGACGGCGCAUAAAGAUGCUGAAGGGUGUUUGGUUGCUCAGUUUGUUAACAGUGGCUGGGAUCUCGUGGACAGAGAGUCGCAAACCUGCCAAAGACAUUUGCAGCAAGAGCCGCUGCCCUUGCGAGGAGAAGGAGAACGUGCUGAACAUUAAUUGUGAAAACAAGGGAUUUACAACCGUCAGCCUCCUCCUGCCGCCCCCGUCCAAGAUCUACCAGCUGUUUCUCAAUGGGAACGCACUGACCCGCCUGUUCCCCAAUGAGUUCGUCAACUAUUCCAACGCCGUGACCCUGCACCUGGGCAACAACGACAUGCAGGAGAUCCGCACGGGGGCCUUCAGCGGCCUCCGCACCCUCAAGAGGCUGCACCUCAACAACAACAAGCUGGAAGUGCUGAAGGAAGACACCUUCCUGGGCUUGGAGAGUCUGGAGUACCUGCAGGCUGAUUACAAUUACAUCAGUGCCAUUGAAGCGGGGGCAUUCAGCAAGCUGAACAAGCUCAAGGUGCUGAUCCUCAAUGACAACCUCCUGCUGUCCCUGCCCAGCAAUGUCUUCCGCUUUGUGCUCCUCACUCACCUGGACCUGCGGGGGAACCGGCUGAAGAUGAUGCCUUUUGCUGGUGUGCUGGAGCACAUUGGAGGCAUCAUGGAAAUCCAGCUGGAGGAAAACCCUUGGAACUGCACCUGCGACUUGCUACCACUCAAGGCCUGGCUAGACACCAUCACCGUGUUUGUGGGUGAGAUUGUCUGUGAAACCCCCUUCAGGCUUCAUGGGAAAGAUGUGACCCAGCUCACCAGGCAAGAUCUCUGCCCUAGGAAAAGCUCCAGUGAUUCAAACCAGAGGGAAAAACACCCUGUCCUCUCAGACCCACACAUCUCGAGGCUAUCGCCCACAGCCAACUCUGCUAUCAAUCCCACCAGGGCCCCAAAAGCCAGCCGGCCACCCAAAACCAGGAACCGCCCCACCCCCCGUGUCUCUGUGUCAAAAGACAGACAAAUAUUUGGACCUAUCAUGGUUUACCAGACAAAGUCUCCUGUGCCCAUCACCUGCCCAGCUGGCUGCAUCUGUACGUCCCAGAGCUCAGACAAUGGCCUAAAUGUUAAUUGCCAAGAGAAAAAGAUAAGUAACAUCUCUGAUCUCCACCCCAGGCCGACCAGUCCAAAGAAACUUUACCUUACCAGUAACUAUCUGCAAGUCAUUUAUAAAACCGAUCUCACAGAGUACAGCUCGCUGGAUUUGCUGCAUCUAGGAAAUAACAGAAUUGCAGUGAUACAAGAAGGUGCCUUUACAAACCUCACAAGUUUACGCAGACUUUACCUUAAUGGCAACUACCUUGAGGUUCUGUACCAAUCCAUGUUUGAAGGGCUGCACAGCCUGCAAUAUCUCUACCUAGAGUACAAUGUCAUUAAGGAGAUCCUGCCACGCACAUUUGAUGCUCUGAGUAAUCUUCAUCUGUUGUUUCUCAAUAACAACCUGCUCAGAUCCUUGCCUGAUAAUGUCUUUGGAGGCACUUCCCUCACCAGGCUCAACCUUAGGAACAACCAUUUCUCUCACUUGCCUGUGAGAGGAGUCUUGGACCAGCUCUCGGCUCUGAUUCAGAUAGACCUCCAAGAGAACCCUUGGGACUGCACGUGUGACAUCCUGGGGCUGAGGAACUGGAUAGAGAAAGUCACUGACCAGAACAACCAGCAGUCAAAUCCCCCUGUAGUUAUCAAUGAAGUAAUCUGCGAGUCUCCCACCAAGCACUCUGGAGAACAUCUGAAAUUCCUGAGCAAAGAAGCCAUCUGCCCAGAGAACCCCAACUUGUCAGAUUCUUCUGUCCUCUCCAUGAACCAGAACACCGAUACCCCCCAUCUCGGUGUCUCACCCAGCUCCUACCCAGAAUUACACACCGAAGUUCCGCUGUCUGUCCUAAUUUUAGGCUUGCUGGUUGUGUUUAUUUUGUCUGUUUGUUUUGGGGCAGGUCUGUUUGUCUUUGUCCUUAAGCGCCGGAAGGGGGUGCAGAGCAUGCCCAGCAGUGCCAACAACGUAGAUAUAAGUUCAUUUCAGCUCCAGUAUGGGUCUUACAACACUGAGACCCACGAUAAAACUGAAGGACAUGUUUAUAACUACAUUCCCCCUCCUGUUGGACAGAUGUGCCAAAACCCAAUCUACAUGCAAAAGGAAGGGGAUCCAGUUGCCUAUUACAGGAAUCUCCAUGAGUUUAGCUAUAGCAGUCUUGACCACAAAAAAGAAGACCCCACCAGUCUUGCAUUUACCAUCAGUGCAGCUGAAUUGCUGGAAAAGCAGUCCUCACCAAGGGAACCAGAGCUCCUGUAUCAAAAUAUUGCAGAAAGGGUCAAGGAACUCCCCACCGGAGGAUUAGUUCAUUAUAACUUUUGUACCUUACCCAAAAGGCAGUUUGCCCCUUCAUAUGAAUCCAGACGCCAAAACCAGGACAGGAUAAAUAAAACUGUUUUAUAUGGAACUCCCAGGAAAUAUUUUGCAGAACAGUCUAAACCUGAGCAUCCUUUACUCCAAGGAAAGCUACAAACAGAACCAGACUACCUCGAAGUUCUGGAAAAACAAACUGCAAUCAGUCAGCUGUGAGGGGGGAGGUGGGAGACAAAGCAAAUUUUUUUAAUGAGCUCAGAAUCAUAUUUCACUGAGUCUGAACUCAGUACUGAUGUCAUCUGUCGCAUUCCCAACAUUUCCACUUUUUUAAAUCAGAGAAGGAGUGAGAGAGAAAAAGAACCCUUGCAGCGUAGCAGGGAUGUGGUGUUGCUUUUGCAACGUUCCCUCUAAGUUAUUUCUAUAUCUCUCUCCUUUUGACCCUUCUCUAGGAACUGUCAUUGCAAAUGUAUCUUUCUGUAAUAGAUCUUGCAUAAUUCUUUUUGAUUUUGAAGGAAAUGAAGAAGGGGUCUCUGGGGUUUCUGUUGUUUUUUGUUGGUUUUUUUUUUUCCUUUUAAUUUCAAAAUGGAAUCUUAAUGUAUUGUGUAGAAGAUCUCCAAAGAUCUUUUUUUUCCUGGACUAUGACUUUCUUUUGUAAAUAAUAAUAUACAGUACUGCUGUUUCAAUUACCAACUAUAGCCACUGGGCGUCACUUUUUUGUGUUAAAGUGCCUUUGCACUUUAAGUACAUUAUUACUUAAUUGUUGCUCUUAGCUUUGAUAAAUUGAACCUAUUUUAAUGUGUUGUAUUUUUGAAAUUAAAAAAAAUUGUAAAAUAGAUCUAUAUGUCAGCUGCAUUAAAUCAGAAGGUUUGAUUUAUAGGAAAGCUGCCCUUCCUUAAAUGACUCUAGUUCUAGGACCUUACAGACUCAAAUGUAAAUUAUUGGGGUGUUUUUUCCCUCUAGGUUUGUUUAGAGUGACUCACAGAAAUCAACUGAGAGGAUUUAGCAAUGGACUAGAGGUUAUCAAAUGCCUCAGCUGGGAAUAACAGCUCAUUAAUAAAAGAUGUUUAACACAAUGUCAUAGUGAACUGAACAAUUAAUGUCCUUCUUAAUACAUUGCAUUGCAGCUCUAACACAGUAAUGUUCAAUGGCUUAAGAUUAUUUUCAUACUUAACAGAACAUUACUCAUAAUAUUUUAUGCAUUGGAUUAGGUAUUUUUAUACAUUUUGGGACAGAGUUUAUAUUUCUAACUUUUUGGACUGAAAUUAACAUGUCCUCUUCUUGCCAGAUACAUAUUUUUUUCAUAAGCAGGGACACCAGCAGGGGUCAUCCCACACCUCAUUAAAUUUAUUAACAUACAGGCAAAUGAACCAAUGCCAAAGGUAAAAUUUGAACCCAGGACUCCAGAGUCCUCCAACUGAAAUCAGUAUGUGCAUCCCACUAACUUUUGGUAGUCUGAACUGUGUCUAUGUCUGUGCUUUUUGUCUCUAGAGCAAAAGCAAUAC